ACACUUCAAAGCCACCAAGUGAUUACCGAUACCUCCCUUCCUCUUUCACUCCUACACCUCUCUCCUUCAUUCUCCUCCUCCAUUGCUCUCCACCCGAGACUACACAGUAGGAAAGACGCUCCACUUUCAUUCGACAUCGUUGAUCUGAUCGAAGGAUCCAUAGGGAAACUUGAAUGAUCAAACAAUGGCAGGGAAAGCAGCAAAAUCUGUAGUGAAAGCAAUUGGGGAAUACCAGUAUCCAUGGCGAGAAAAGUUGACAAAGUACAAAGAUGAGCUCUCAAAAGGUGUUUGGGGUUAUUGGGAGCUUGGGGCAUGGAAACCACUUGGCAUCAGUGGCCGCCGCAGAGCUCGUCUCCGCAAAGAAGUUCUGCUUGCUGGAGAAGAUUGGCCAUAUGAUCCAGAAAGGAAAGAGAUGAGAACUAAGAGAAAAGGGCAUAAGUGUGAUAGGAUAUCAGCCGAAAAGAGGGCCCAUACUGCUGAAUUGAUGAAGUCAAUGCCUCAAAAGUUGCUGGAUUACAAGAAGCGCAAGUGGGAGAAGAAGAUGAAGGAAGAGGAUGCAAAAGCAGCCAAGCCCUAGGUUCUUGUUCGCCUUUUUGUUUUCCCAAACUUCCCUCAUGGAAACUUAUUCCUUUUAACAGGUUCAUGGACUAGAUGAAGGCCUCUAAUGCAUUUCAUAGAACUGUCAAUUGGUUUCUGCUUAUUUUUUUUCUUUAUUAUGGAAAUGUUUACAUUUGGUAUUUUCAAUGUUUUGGGAAUAAUAGAUAGAUGGGCUGCUCAGUCCAAUGAGCCGAGUACAGUUUGGCAGUCAGAUGGCACUAAAACUUGUUUCCAUUUGGCAUCAACCCUCCCCGGAUUUUGUAGUCACCGAAUUUCAUUUAAAGCAUCUAAUGCAGUCCUCUUUA
This is a messenger RNA of Vitis riparia (riverbank grape), 902 nucleotides long. RefSeq lists its product as uncharacterized. Bases 185 to 577 code for a protein of 130 amino acids. NCBI's taxonomy places the organism in Eukaryota, Viridiplantae, Streptophyta, Magnoliopsida, Vitales, Vitaceae. The record is from RefSeq and is a predicted model, not a curated record. The transcript has 2 exons.